AUGGCAUCGAGUGUGCAGCAGCACCGAAGCGCCAGCGGGGGCGGCGUCGGUGCAUCAGUGCACCAACAGCAGCAGCAGCAGUCGCAGCAGCACCAACCGGGUGCCGUGCAGCCGGCGGGCCCGUCGCUGGCGGCGCGCCUGGCGGCGAUGAGCGAGCAGCAGCUGCGCCAGCACAUUGUCGCCGACCGCACGCGCCUCAAGCAGAUGAGCGAGCAGCUCAGAGAGGCGCAUGACGCCAACGCGAAGCUGCACGCCGACACGCAGCACCUGCAGCACCAACUCAAGCUCGCCAACGCCCUGGCGCGCGCCCCAGACCGGCCCGCGGCGGACGCCGCACUGCAGGAACUGCUGGUUGAGCUGCAGGGGCACAUGAGGGACCUGACGCUGCAGCUGACCGCGGCGCGCGAGGAGGCGGAUGCGCACAAGCGCGCCGCGCAGCAGCACGCGGCGGCGUCGGCGGCGGCGCAGCAGAAGCUGGAGGCGGCGCGCACAAGCAGCGGCGGUGGCGCCGCGAGCGACGGGGGCGCUGAGCUGGCGCAGCUGAGGGACGAGCUGGCGGCCGCGCAGCGACGCGCUGAUGAUCUGCAGCAGGAGCUGUCGGCGCAGCAGUUCAAACUGGAGGUCGGGUCGGCCAGCAGCGGCGACGUGGCGCAGCUCAAGGGGCAGCGGCCCGGCGGCGAGCAGCCGGCGCCCGGGGAGGCCGCGGCGGCGCGGCUCGCGGCGGCGACGGCGCGCGCGGAGGAAGCUGCGGGGCAGCUGGAGGCGGUGCGGGCCGAGCUCGCGGCGGCGCGGCAGCAGCUGGAUACGCAUGCGGCGCGCGUGCGGGAGCUGGAGCAGCAGCAGGAGCAGCAGCAGCCGGGCGCGCUUGGCGCCGCGGCAGCGGCAGAUGCGCAGCGGCUCGAGCAAGAGCUGCGCGCCGCGACCGACGCGGCGGCCGCGGCCGCCAAGCGCGCGGACGAGCUGGGCGCGUCGCUCGCGGCGGCGCGCGCUGCGGCGGAGGAGGCGGAGCGCAGGAGCGGCGACGCGGCGGCGGAGGCGGCCGGCCUGCGGGCGCAGCUGGCGGCGGCGGCGGCGGCGGCGGCGGCGCCCGCCGGCGGACGCAACUCGGACCCGUCCUCUCUUCUUACAGACGAGAUGGACCGCCUGCGGUCGCAGCUGUCCGCUGCGCAGGCGCGCGCGGCAAAGGCCGAGCAGCGCUCUCUUGAGCUUGCAACUGAGAUGGCGGUGGUGGAGCGCAAGGCCAUCAACCAGUCCGAGCGGAUGACCCUGAUGGUGGAGGCCGAGCACAAAGCAAACCACUUUGAGGGGCUGUCCAAGGACCUGGAGGAGCAGCUGGAGGCGGAGAAGCUGCGCGCCCAGCAGCUGGAGAACGAGCUGGCGGACCUGCAGGUCGAGAUGGAGCAGAUCCAGGAGGCUGCAGACUCCACAGAGCAGGACUAUAAGCAGCUGAGGGCGCAGCUGGACAAGCUUGCGGAAGCUAAGUGGAAGCUGGAGGCGCGGGAAGCUGAGGGCAGCCGGCGGCGCGCGGGCACGCGUCAGGCUGCGGCUGUGAGGCCGCCCCCGGCCUGA
Messenger RNA from Monoraphidium neglectum, 1569 nucleotides. RefSeq lists its product as hypothetical. The coding region runs from base 1 to 1569 and encodes 522 amino acids. Lineage: Eukaryota; Viridiplantae; Chlorophyta; Chlorophyceae; Sphaeropleales; Selenastraceae. The transcript has 12 exons. The record is from RefSeq and is a predicted model, not a curated record.